Molecule: messenger RNA, 1369 nt
Organism: Xiphophorus maculatus (southern platyfish)
Lineage: Eukaryota; Metazoa; Chordata; Actinopteri; Cyprinodontiformes; Poeciliidae
Product: pleckstrin homology domain-containing family F member 2-like
Exons: 2
Coding region: 232-909 (225 amino acids)
Molecular function (GO): metal ion binding; phosphatidylinositol binding
Source: RefSeq, a predicted model, not a curated record
AAAAUGUGAAUAAACCGAUUCAAUUCAACAAUUAGCCGGAAUCAGGCUUUUAUCGUCAAGUUUGCUGUUUUUGUUGCUGCAUAACUCUCUUUCUCGUCAGCUCCGCCUGCAAAAUUCCCCUGACAUCACCAGGAAGCAAAGCUAGGCCUUUUAUAGGACUCCUCUCUCAAAGCUGGCAGCACACAACCAAACUGCUCUUACUGCUGCUGCAACAGACAAAACAUCAACAUCAUGGAGACUCUGGUUUCUGAUGACCAUAACCGCCGAAGGAUCGGGGAACUAGAGAAGUCCUUCCAUCCAUCACGGCUGCAGCUUUCAACAAAUGGUCGAUUUCUGAAAGGAGAGGGCCCCCUGAUGAAGCAGGGCCGCAAGAAGUGGGAGCAGAAAAUGUUCUUCCUCUUCAACGAUAUCCUGGUGUACAGCAGCAUCAUCAUGAACAACCGCUGGUACAAGAACCCCAAGAUCAUCCCGUUAAAGGACAUCAAGCUGGACGACAUGGAGGACUCUGACGACAUGAAGCACCAGUGGCUGAUCUGCACACCUCGCAAGUCCUUCCACGUGUCGGCCUCCUCCGACGAGGAGAAGAAAGCCUGGAUGGAGCAUUUCAAUGCUCUGCUGCAGGACCAACCAGACCGCCUUUAUGCCAUUAACUGGGUCCCCGAUUGUGCUGCUCAGAAGUGCAUGCGCUGCCUCACCACGUUCACCACGACCAACCGGCGACAUCACUGCAGAAAGUGCGGCUUCGUGGUGUGCAACACGUGCUCCAAGGGUCGGGCCCUCAUCCAGCACAUCAACCCCAACAAACCAUUGAGGAUCUGCAAAGUCUGCAACAAAACGGAGGAUGACCAGAACACACACUCGCCGAGAGGCAGCACUGACUCAGACAAAACAUCCAGUGGUGAUGAGUGAACAUUGUCCAGUCCUCCAGCUUUACAAUUUCACUGUAGGUUGAAAUUGACUUGGUGUGACAGAAACCGGAAGUCUAGUCGCGUGUCCCCCCUUCUUUAGAGAAAAUGUGAGGAAUAACAGAGAGCCUCUAAAAUCUGUGUUAGGAGAAGCAUGUGUGGAUUGGAAGAGUGGAACAUUGAUCAACAUCAAUAAGACAAGACUGGAGAUCAGCAACACAACCGCUACACAACGCUGGACUCGAUGAAAAUAAAGAAGCUCCUGUAACACAUGAAGUAUUUAAAAAGUAAACGACAUUAUGAAAGUAUUGUAUAUAUAUUUAUCUAUGUUUGUCACUGUGCUCAGCCUGUCACGUUUUCUAUGCCAAAUGUCUCCGUGACAAUAUUAUGAUAUUGUUUUUGUCUAUGUGCUUGUUGUAAAACCGCUGCUGCAACUUUAUCAAUAAAAAUACAUGUGCAGUAAA